UCAACAAAGCACACCUUACCAUGUGGUGUUUUGUGGGUUUUUAAAAACGCUGAAUUUGAAGAACUAAUUGGAGUAAAUCUAUAUUUAAAGGCCAAGCUAACUGUGUGAUUUUGUAUCCAUAAAUUUGUCACCAUGCCUAAAUCAAAAAGGGAUAAAAAAGUCUCACUUACAAAAACGAACAAGAAAGGACUCUUACUAAAGCAAAAAACUAUUGAAGAAAUAAGAAACUCCUUAUCCAAGUAUGAACAUAUCUUCUUAUUUACUGUUGAUAAUAUGAGGAAUACCAAGUUGAAAGAUUUACGAAACGAAUGGAAGGAUUCGAGGUUUUUCUUUGGAAAAAAUAAAGUAAUGGCUGUAGCCCUUGGCAGAACUAAAAGUGAUGAGGUUGAGGAUCAACUUAACUUGCUUUCCAAACGGUUAAAAGGCCAAUGUGGUUUGUUGAUGACAAACAGAGAUGUCAUGGAUGUUAUACAGUGGUUCAAGGAAUACCAUGCUACAGAAUAUGCUCGGUCUGGCUUCGUAGCUACAAAAGAUGUUAUCUUACCGGCAGGACCUCUUGAGGACUUUUCCCACACUAUUGAACCCCAUCUUAGACGGCUGGGUUUACCGACUUCGCUAGAAAGAGGAGUUAUAAACCUUAUUAAAGAGUACCAGGUGUGCAAAAAAGGUGCCACUUUGACUCCUGAGCAAGCAAGUAUAUUGAAACUUUUGAGUAUUCAAAUGGCGCAAUUUAAGCUGGUAAUAAAAUGUCACUGGACUAAAGGCAAGGGUUAUCAAAAGAACCUUGAAGUACCUAGUGAUGAUGAAGAAGAUGAGGAUGACAAAGAUGAAGAUGAGGAAAUGGAAGAAGAUGAAACUUAAUAAAAUAAUAUUAUGUAUUAAACAAUUUGUUUCAAUUU
This is a messenger RNA of Ostrinia nubilalis (European corn borer), 899 nucleotides long. RefSeq names its product mRNA turnover protein 4 homolog (gene RpLP0-like). The record is from RefSeq and is a predicted model, not a curated record. Lineage: Eukaryota; Metazoa; Arthropoda; Insecta; Lepidoptera; Crambidae. Gene Ontology annotation, molecular function: RNA binding. Bases 133 to 861 code for a protein of 242 amino acids. The transcript has 4 exons. Gene Ontology annotation, cellular component: nucleolus; preribosome, large subunit precursor. Gene Ontology annotation, biological process: ribosomal large subunit assembly; ribosomal large subunit biogenesis; rRNA processing.